Messenger RNA from Pectinophora gossypiella (pink bollworm), 1689 nucleotides. RefSeq names its product GTP-binding protein REM 1. NCBI's taxonomy places the organism in Eukaryota, Metazoa, Arthropoda, Insecta, Lepidoptera, Gelechiidae. Gene Ontology annotation, molecular function: GTPase activity; GTP binding; calcium channel regulator activity. The coding region runs from base 57 to 1190 and encodes 377 amino acids. The transcript is spliced from 5 exons. The record is from RefSeq and is a predicted model, not a curated record. Gene Ontology annotation, cellular component: plasma membrane.
CAACGGACGGACGUACGAAGCGCUCGCAGUCGAUAUGCGCGCCGGCUUCCGCGAGCAUGGAGGCGCUGGCCGCUCCUAUGGAGACGACGCCGGCGCCACGCCGCCGCCCCGCCACGCGCUCGCAGUCCGCGCGCAUCACCGGCGGCAGGUCCGUGCGCUACCGCCGGCAGCAGCAGCAGCAACAGCUGGAUAAGGAGACCCGUGCGCGGUACAGCUCUGAACCGAGACUGGCAGAAGUCGAGACUCCUCCUCAAGUGAGGCGUCAGGCGUCCGCUCGUCGUAGGCCUCCCGCCGGCGCCUCGACUGCUCCACGCCGCUCCAACGCUUUCCUCGACGUCCCUCGUCCCACAGCGCACCAGCCCGAAGAGGAACCAGACGAGGACUCGUACCGACUCCGCACCUUCAACAUCACACAGAAAGGAGGCAUAGUAAACCGGGGUGACUCGUUCCGCCGCCGGCGCUCUCGCUCAGGCAGCCUGGCCCCCUCAUCGCCAGCGUCGGCCCCUGAGACUCAGGAGCGGCGGCCGGUGGCCUGCCAUCGGGUGGCCAUGGUGGGCGCGCCCGGAGUCGGCAAGACCGCGCUCAUCAGCCAGUUCCAGACAAGCGAGUGCAUCAAUGCUUAUGACAGGCAGCGAGACAGCGACAGUUCAGAACAGAAGGUGUCCAUAUUAUUGAAUGGGGAAGAGUCGGAACUAUACUUCGUGAACUGCACAACCACAAAAGAGGAAAUAGAACGAUCCGAGCCUCCGGACGCAUUCGUGGUGAUAUACUCUGUGGUGGACAAGGCUUCGUUCCAGAAGGCUGAGCAGGAGCUCGCUCGGCUGCUGGACUGUGACAUGCUGCGAGCGAGGCCCGCACUCCUGGUUGCCAAUAAGAUCGACCUGGCCCGAAGCAGAGCCGUUUCUACUCAAGACGGCAAAUGCCUCGCGUGCACGUACAAGGCGAAAUUCAUCGAAGUAUCCGUCGGGAUCAACCAUAACGUCGACGAGCUCUUAGUCGGUAUCCUUACCCAAAUCCGGCUGAAGAAGCAGCAAUACUCAGCUGAAGGGGGAAGGGAAUCCUCCCCCGCGCAUUGGUAUAAGUCUAGAGGAGUGGUCAGAGCGAGCAUGAAGGCGCGACAGAUGCUGACUUGGAUAUUCGGCAAGGAAGAUUCGAAAUUCAAAAACUGUGAGAACUUAAAUGUCCUGUGAAAGCAAAACGACGGGCCCGUGUUCGUGUAAGCGGAGCCGAAACCGAAAGACAAUUGAAGUGUGUGUUCAGUGUUCGGGCGGUUUGUGGUAGUUGUAAGGAGAGUCAAGAUGGCCGGUCACUAGGUGUAUUCUCUUCUUAUCGUGUAGGUUAUGAGGUGGAAUACCAGCCCCUUCAACCUUGGUGUCAGGGUUAUGAUUGAGCCGCCAAAGACCCCUGACAUGGCUCAUGUAACGAUUACUCACUUACGAGUACAUCAGUAAAUAGUAACCGGGACCAACGGUUUAACGUGUCUUCCGAAGCACGGAUCAUCUUACUUUCGGACAAUCAGGUGAUCAGCCUGUAAUGUCCUAACCAAACUAGGGUUCACAAAGUGAUUUUUGUGAUAUAUCCCUACCGGGUAUCGAACUCGGGACCUCCGGAUCGUGAGCCCAACGCUCAACCACUGGACCACGCAGGCCGUUACUAGGUGUAUUUAAAGGUGAUGAAUCAUUUAUUUUU